This is a messenger RNA of Schistosoma turkestanicum, 390 nucleotides long. The record is from the annotation of a GenBank genome assembly. Lineage: Eukaryota; Metazoa; Platyhelminthes; Trematoda; Strigeidida; Schistosomatidae.
ACCAAUAAAUCGUCAAGUGGUCAAAUGCCUACACCUCCAUGGACGAUGACGAUUAGCGAUAAUGAAUCGGAUGAAUUGGAUUCGGAUCAGAGAAAAUUAAAAAAGAACACCACUCCUAAUGCGGACAACAAUCUACGUCCAUGUGUUGAUAAUUGGAAAAUACAAACAUUGUGCAAUGCGAAACCAUUAAAUGAAACCAAUAAAUCGUCAAGUGGUCAAAUGCCUACACCUCCAUGGACGAUGACGAUUAGCGAUAAUGAAUCGGAUGAAUUGGAUUCGGAUCAGAGAAAAUUAAAAAAGAACACCACUCCUAAUGCGGACAACAAUCUACGUCCAUGUGUUGAUAAUUGGAAAAUACAAACAUUGUGCAAUGCGAAACCAUUAAAUGAA